CCAGCCUGCACUCUCCAAGCAGCAAGUGCUCACUCGCUCAUCUUCUUCUUCUUCUUCCUCUGGUCGCUCGAUACCGAGGUGGAGGAAGGAACACCUCUAUUAUCUAGCUGAAGAUGAGUGCCGGCCAGAUGAAGAGGGGCUUUGUCAGGCUCCUGAUCCUGGUGCAGGUGGCCGCCGCCCUGGCCGGUCCCGUCGCCGGCGAGCUCAGCAUGGGCUACUACGGCAUGACCUGCCCGUUCGCGGAGUACAUCGUCCGCAACGUCGUCGGCGAGGCCCUGAUGAAAGACCCCACCCUCGCCGGCAGCCUCCUCCGGCUGCACUUCCACGACUGCUUCGUGCAGGGCUGCGACGCGUCGGUCCUGCUGGACUCGGCGGACGGCAACACGGCGGAGAAGGACGCGCCGGCGAACCAGAGCCUGCGCGGCUUCGAGGUGAUCGACAGCAUCAAGGAGGCCGUGGAGGCGCAGUGCCCCGGCGUCGUCUCCUGCGCCGACGUCCUGGCGCUGGCCGCCCGCGACGCCGUGUUCAUGGCGCGCGGGCCCUACUACGGCGUGCCCCUCGGCCGCCGCGACGGCACCCGCUCCGUCGCCUCCGACACCUUCCUGGCGCUCCCGCCUCCGAUCAACAACGUGACGCUCCUCAUCCAGAUCUUCGCCAACGUCAGCCUCGACGUCCACGACAUGGUGGCGCUCUCCGGCGGCCACACGCUGGGCAUCGCGCACUGCGCCAACUUCAAGGCCCGGCUGCAGGCGGAGACGGAGACGCUGGACUCGUCGCUGGCCACGUCGCUGGGCUCCGUCUGCCAGGGCGGCGACUCGGCCACGGCGCCGUUCGACCGGACGAGCACCCGCUUCGACGCCGUCUACUACCGGGAGCUGACCUCGCGGCGGGGGCUCCUGAGCUCCGACCAGGCGCUGUUCGAGUCGCCGGAGACCAGGGAGAUGGUCAGCAUGUUCGCCAUGAACCCGUCCUACUUCUUCUACGCGUUCCAGCAGGGGAUGUACAAGAUGGGGCAGAUCAACCUCAAGGUGGGCGACGAGGGCGAGAUCAGGAGGACCUGCAGGGUCAUCAACUCCUAAUCCAUCGAUCCACACAAGCAGCAAUGCACUGCCCGUACGUCGGUCUCUUUGUCAGCAAGUGUGUGAAACCAUGUGCUUCUACAUAGGUGUGGUAUAUGCAUGCAUGGCUUGUGCAAAAGUAAAACAAGCAUGCAUGGCACUGGUGAACGAUCCAUGUGCCCAGCAUGCAUCAAGGUAUGUAAGACGCUGAAAGCAAAUAAUGGGAUGGUGUAAUAAUACUUAUUAUGUACUGUGGCAAAUUAUAAUAUGAUAUGACUGGAUAAUCAAGGAUUCGCAACAA
Panicum virgatum (switchgrass) is the source of this 1359-nucleotide messenger RNA. Its product is annotated as peroxidase 47-like. Bases 114 to 1079 code for a protein of 321 amino acids. The record is from RefSeq and is a predicted model, not a curated record. NCBI's taxonomy places the organism in Eukaryota, Viridiplantae, Streptophyta, Magnoliopsida, Poales, Poaceae. Gene Ontology annotation, biological process: response to oxidative stress; hydrogen peroxide catabolic process. Gene Ontology annotation, molecular function: heme binding; peroxidase activity. The transcript has a single exon.